CUCAGUGCCAACCACAACAUCCUGCAGAUUGUAGACGUCUGCAAUGACAUGGAGAAGGAAGACAAACUGAUCCGUUUGUUGGAGGAGAUAAUGAGCGAAAAGGAGAACAAGACCAUUAUUUUUGUGGAGACCAAAAGGCGUUGUGAUGAGCUCACCAGGAGGAUGAGAAGAGACGGGUGGCCGGCAAUGGGGAUUCAUGGAGACAAGAGCCAGCAGGAGAGGGACUGGGUCCUUAAUGAGUUCAGGUAUGGCAAAGCUCCAAUCCUCAUCGCGACAGAUGUGGCCUCCCGUGGAUUGGAUGUGGAGGAUGUGAAAUUUGUCAUCAAUUAUGACUACCCUAACUCCUCCGAGGAUUAUAUCCACCGCAUUGGACGCACAGCCCGCAGUCAAAAAACGGGCACAGCCUACACCUUCUUCACCCCCAACAACAUGAAACAAGCCAGCGACCUGAUCUCUGUGCUCCGCGAGGCCAACCAGGCCAUUAACCCCAAACUCAUCCAGAUGGCAGAGGACAGAGGAGGUCGUGGAAGGGGGGGAAGAGGAGGCUACAAGGAUGAUCGUCGGGAUAGGUAUUCUGGGGGUGGGAGGAGCAGCUUUGGUGGUGGUAGCUACAGGGAUAGGGACGGUGAUAGAGGGUUUGGCGGGGGGCCCAAGAGUGCCUUUGGCGGCAACAAGGCUCAAAACGGUGGCAGCUAUGGGGGUAACAGCGGUAACUCUAGUGGUAGCUAUGGCAACAACAAUUAUAAUAACAGCAACGGACAGGGUAAUUUUGGUGGUCCGCCAAACCAGGUGGGUGCCUUUGGUAACCAAAGCUUUCAGGGGCCCCCUCAGUUCGGGGCCAUGCAGAGGGCCGCUCAGAAUGGUAUGAACCACCCUCCAUUCCCGUUCAGCUCGCAGCCGCCACCACAGGCCCAACAGCCACCACCCCCUCCGCCAAUGGUGCCCUACCCCAUGCCGCCACCUUUCCAACAGUAGAUCAUAUUCGCACAAUAAAUGGAACCAACAUGAUUUUUGUUCAGUCCUGAAAUCUUACAGGAUGAUGAUGAUUAUUCUUAUUAUCCUUUGUACUGUUUAACUUUGUUUUGCUUACAGCAGGGUUGGAAUUAUUCAAUACACCCAGAGCAUUAUUUGACUAUAGUGCAACUUUGAUUGCGGCACUUUUCCUUGACUGUUUUUUUUUUUUGUUACAUUCCUCAGUAACUUAUUUUUACUAGGUAAUGCAGUGUUUUCAGUUUGUGGUAUGUUUAAAGUGAUAUAAUGAGGAUCGUAUAAAAAAGGGUACGUGUUGGCCCUUUUAAAUAAAAAUAAGAAAAUGGGA
Labrus bergylta (ballan wrasse) is the source of this 1318-nucleotide messenger RNA. Lineage: Eukaryota; Metazoa; Chordata; Actinopteri; Labriformes; Labridae. The record is from RefSeq and is a predicted model, not a curated record.